CCAGGAUUCAUAUGUGAUGUGCUUCUGAAAGAAGAACUGAGAAUCCAUUACAUACUUCCACUUUUGGGGAAACUCUUCUCCUAAUGUAUUUUGCAAACUAAUUGAAUUAUCAUAGAAAUUCAGCAUGGGAGGAGCUGUGAGUGCUGGAGAAGACAACGAUGACUUAAUUGAUAACUUGAAAGAAGCUCAGUACAUUCGCACUGAGAGUGUGGAGCAAGCCUUCAGAGCAAUUGAUCGUGGUGAUUAUUAUCUGGAAGGACACAGGGACAAUGCUUAUAAAGACUUGGCCUGGAAGCAUGGAAAUAUACACUUGUCAGCACCCUGCAUUUAUUCUGAAGUCAUGGAAGCGCUGAAGCUUCAGCCUGGAUUAUCAUUUUUAAAUCUGGGUAGUGGAACCGGAUACUUGAGUACAAUGGUGGGAUUAAUACUAGGACCUUUUGGGAUAAAUCAUGGAAUAGAGCUUCAUUCAGAUGUGGUAGAAUAUGCCAAGGAAAAGUUGGAGAGCUUCAUAAAAUACAGUGAUAGUUUUGAUAAAUUUGAGUUCUGUGAACCUGCCUUUGUGGUUGGUAAUUGUUUGGAAAUAGCCUCAGACAGUCAUCAGUAUGACCGGAUUUACUGUGGAGCUGGAGUCCAGAAAGACCAUGAAAACUACAUGAAAAUUUUAUUGAAAGUUGGAGGCAUUUUAGUAAUGCCUAUAGAAGAUCAGCUAACACAAAUCUUAAGAACGGGACAGAACACAUGGGAAAGUAAAAAUAUCCUUGCUGUUUCAUUUGCUCCACUAGUGCAACCAAACAGAAAUGACAACGGCAAACAUGACACUGUGGGACUGC
This is a messenger RNA of Nestor notabilis (Kea), 830 nucleotides long. It is a transcript of the gene PCMTD1, whose product is annotated as protein-L-isoaspartate (D-aspartate) O-methyltransferase domain containing 1. The annotation marks the transcript as partial. Lineage: Eukaryota; Metazoa; Chordata; Aves; Psittaciformes; Psittacidae. Gene Ontology annotation, molecular function: protein-L-isoaspartate (D-aspartate) O-methyltransferase activity. The record is from RefSeq and is a predicted model, not a curated record. Gene Ontology annotation, cellular component: cytoplasm. Gene Ontology annotation, biological process: protein modification process. The transcript is spliced from 4 exons.